GGUCGCCACGCCCCGGUUGAGUCUCCACAGCGCCCGUACUUGUUGAACUUUGACCUCGUCUCAGAGGCCGCACGGGUGGGGGCUGUACGUAUGUGUCGUAGCUACGCAUGGUUAGCGUCCUUAUUCUAGCCGCGGCGGGAGCUGCGGUGGCCGUGCUUCUUCUGGCACUGCGGCUGUGGGUUGUGCUCCAUUCUCGGGUCCUUGUGCCCCGUCAGUCUCUCAGUCUCUUGGUGGUGGCUGGGUCCGGUGGGCACACCACUGAGAUCCUGAGGCUGCUUGAGCACCUGUCCAAUGCUUACUCUCCCAGACAUUAUAUCAUUGCUGAUACUGAUGAAAUGAGUGCCCAUAAAAUAAAUUCUUUUGAACGAAAUCGAGCUGAUAGAGACCCCAGUACCAUGUUUCCCGAAUACUUUAUUCACCGCAUUCCCAGAAGCCGUGAGGUUCAGCAGUCCUGGCUGUCCACAGUGCUCACCACUUUGUACUCUAUGUGGCUCUCCUUUCCCCUGACUCACCGAGUGAAGCCAGAUUUGGUGUUGUGUAAUGGACCAGGAACGUGUGUUCCUGUCUGCGUAUCUGCCCUUCUCCUUGGGAUACUAGGAAUAAAGAAAGUGAUCAUUGUCUAUGUUGAAAGCAUCUGCCGAGUAGAACAUUUAUCCCUGUCCGGAAAGAUUCUGUUUCACCUCUCCGAUUACUUCAUUGUUCAGUGGCCGGCUCUUAAGGAGAAGUAUCCCAAGUCGGUGUACCUCGGGCGAAUUGUCUGACAAAUGACAACUUUCUUCUCUAGAAUUUUGCAGUCAAACAUAUUUAUCAUAAUUGGGGGAGAGAAAAACUACAUGUUUAUUAUAAAGGUUUCUGAAGGUCCUGAGAAUUAUUGGUGGUGAGGAGUAAAAAAUGUGUAACUCAGUAAAGAAACUGAGGGUGCUCUUAUAAAACAAACGUUUAUAAAUCAUUAAGUAUUUAUGCUUCUGUGCACCAAAUUUCUUUUCUUUUCUGUCACUACCUGCAAGUUAUCUGCUGACUUGACUUAGUAAUAUUUUUCCUACAACUAAAUAUAGAAUUAGUAUGAUUAGUAACAUUUCCUGUUCUGCAGCUCUUUGUUUUGUUUUGUUUUGUUUACAAUAUUCUGCAUUGUAGCAGAGAAAGAUAUUUCUUAGUUUUUGUUCAGAUACAACAGGCUUUAUUUCCUGUAUGGAAGCAGUAAAGUCCCUAGUGAAUCCUUUCAGUGUAAAGGAAGCAGUUAUAUUAAAUGGGCUUCAUGACAAUUUGCAUUCCACAGGCUUCCAGAACCGUGAGCAUACACCAGUACCUUUUUUUAUUCUUUGGUUUUGCUUUGUGAGUAGUUGCCCUGAAUCCAGAAUAUCUUUUGAAAUGUCUUGUUUAAUUGUUAAAAUAAAUUAAAAGGUGACUACUGUCAUAGUAAUAAAAACAUGAUUCUAUGUUUCAGGAAUCCAAACUCAAAA
Messenger RNA from Acinonyx jubatus (cheetah), 1460 nucleotides. RefSeq names its product ALG14 UDP-N-acetylglucosaminyltransferase subunit (gene ALG14). The transcript has 4 exons. Gene Ontology annotation, biological process: dolichol-linked oligosaccharide biosynthetic process. Lineage: Eukaryota; Metazoa; Chordata; Mammalia; Carnivora; Felidae. Gene Ontology annotation, cellular component: UDP-N-acetylglucosamine transferase complex. The record is from RefSeq and is a predicted model, not a curated record. The coding region runs from base 108 to 761 and encodes 217 amino acids.